AUGCUCCGGCGCAUCCGCGGCACAGACGACAUCUUCGAGGAGUACGGCGACCUCGUGGCGGCCAGCGAGGAGUCGAAGCUAGUCAAGCAUCCUUGGGCUAACAUCAUCCAGAGGAAAUAUCGCCCGCAGCUCAUUAUGGCCAUUCUCAUCCCCUUCUUCCAACAGCUGACCGGUAUCAAUGUGAUAAUGUUCUACGCCGCAGUACUUUUCAAGACGAUGGCUUUCGGCGACGAUUCUUCUCUCAUGUCCGCCGUGAUUACUGGGAUUGUAAACUUGUUUGCCACCUUCGUUUCCUUCUUCACCGUCGAUAAGCUCGGCCGAAGGAAGCUCCUCUUGGAGGGUGGACUUCAAAUGUUCAUUAGUCAGAUUGUUAUAGGAAUUUUAAUGGCAAUCAAGCUGGAACUACUGGAGAGGGGCACUUUUCAAAGACCUACUCAACUUUACUGGUCAUCUUUAUUUGCAUCUACGUUUUUGGGGUUCGCUUGGUCUUGGGGUCCUCUUGGAUGGUUGGUUCCUAGUGAGAUAUUUCCACUUGAGAUCAGAUCUCCCGGGCAGAGUAUCAGUGUUUCUGUCAACAUGUUGUUCACCUUUAUCAUUGCUCAAGCCUUCCUCGCUUUGCUCUGCCAUUUCAAAUUCGCUCUCUUCUACUUCUGCAGAUGGCUUGUGAUCAUGACCACCUUCAUUGCCCUUUUCCUUCCCGAGACCAAAAAUGUGCCCAUUGAAGAGAUGAUCCUCGUCUGGAAGAGCCACUGGUUUUGGAGCAGAUUCAUUUCAGACAAUGACAUUCGUGUAGUGGAUGGAUCGUCGUACUUGGGGCUUCCCUUGUCCUUCAACAUCACGACACUGAUAUGGAUCGAGGUGCUGGUGAUCGGGUACACCGAGUUCCAGAGUAACGCGGAGCUCGACGUGGAGAAGAGGCUGUACUCGGGCGGGGCAUACUUCGAUCCGCUGGGGCUGGCGGUGGACCUGGAGAACGAGGCAACAGUGCAGCUGGCAGAGAUCAAGCAUCGCCACCUCACCAUGGUGUCGUUCUUGGGCUUCAUGCAGGCGACGACCACUAGAAAGGGGUCGCUGAAUAACAGGGCCACGCAUCUCAGCGACCCACUUCACACAACCAUCAUCGACACCUCCUUCUCUAAACCUCAUUAG
Messenger RNA from Zingiber officinale, 1149 nucleotides. RefSeq names its product sugar transport protein MST6-like. Gene Ontology annotation, cellular component: membrane. Gene Ontology annotation, molecular function: carbohydrate transmembrane transporter activity. NCBI's taxonomy places the organism in Eukaryota, Viridiplantae, Streptophyta, Magnoliopsida, Zingiberales, Zingiberaceae. The transcript has 3 exons. The record is from RefSeq and is a predicted model, not a curated record. Bases 1 to 1149 code for a protein of 382 amino acids. Gene Ontology annotation, biological process: transmembrane transport.